ACCGGUGUGCCGACCAUCAAUAUUCUUGGUAGAGACUACCCGACAGACUCGUAUACGAACAUAACCCCUACGAUCAUCUCGAAACUCCCUCUACAACUGCAUAGGCAACCCGGGCAUCCUAUUUGCACGCUCCGAACCCUGAUCGAGUCCCAUUUCGCCUCCUUCUCCCACCUCUCAUCGGUUUCGCCCAUCGUUUCGCCCUACCAGAACUUUGACUCGCUUUCCUUCCCAGCAGAUCACCCAGGCCGUUCUGUCACGGACAGCUACUACAUCAACAAAGAUGUGAUGCUUCGAACACAUACGAGCGCGCAUGAGGUGGAGGUCUUCGAGCGGGGCGAGAUACAAUGGCUGUUGACGGCCGACGUCUACCGGAGGGACGAGAUCGACGGCAGCCAUUACCCUGUCUUCCACCAGAUGGAGGGGGCAAGGAUAGUCGAUGCGACUGAGUCAAGUAUUAGCGAGAUACAAGAGGACAAUGAGCGGUUGUUGCGGCACUUGGAAAGAUCUAACAUCGUCAUAGAAGACGUCCCCCAUCUUACACCCGCUAACCCAGCUCAGCCUUCGCAUAAUCGGAUACAUUCCGAGGCAGUUGCGUUGAAUCUCAAACUGUAUCUCAACAGUCUCUUGUUGGAGCUGUUCGGUGGAAGCGCUGGAGCGACCAAAGAGGACCCGUUGAGGGUCCGCUGGAUAGAGGCAUACUUCCCUUUCACAAGUCCCAGCUACGAAGUCGAAGUCUUUUUCCGCGGUAAAUGGCUAGAGAUUCUCGGAUGCGGUGUUGUCCUACAGUCAACCCUGGAUCGCGCAAAGGUUCCCAAUAAAAUCGGAUGGGCAUUUGGUCUAGGUCUGGAGCGGAUAGCCAUGAUCCUCUACUCCAUUCCUGAUAUCCGACUAUUCUGGUCCUCUGACCCGCGCUUCCUGUCCCAGUUCAAAGCCGGCGAGAUUUCAACGUUCAAGCCUUACUCGAAAUACCCGUCAUGUUUCAAGGACGUUAGUUUUUGGUUACCUGAGCAAGCCGAGGGAGACGCAAAAAUGCACGAAAAUGACUUCUGCGAUCUCGUCAGAGAUGUUGCGGGAGAUCUAGUGGAAGACGUGAAAGUCAUUGACAAGUUCACGCACCCAAAAACAAACCGGGAUAGCAUUUGCUAUAGAAUUAAUUAUCGUUCAAUGGACCGAUCCCUGUCUAACGAAGAAGUUAACGUCUUGCAGGCCGAGGUCGUCUCACGCUUAAAAGAUCGUUUCGGAGUUGAGAUUCGUUAG
Gloeophyllum trabeum ATCC 11539 is the source of this 1257-nucleotide messenger RNA. RefSeq lists its product as uncharacterized. The record is from RefSeq and is a predicted model, not a curated record. Gene Ontology annotation, biological process: phenylalanyl-tRNA aminoacylation. Gene Ontology annotation, molecular function: ATP binding; tRNA binding; phenylalanine-tRNA ligase activity. The annotation marks the transcript as partial. The transcript has 4 exons. NCBI's taxonomy places the organism in Eukaryota, Fungi, Basidiomycota, Agaricomycetes, Gloeophyllales, Gloeophyllaceae. Gene Ontology annotation, cellular component: mitochondrion; cytoplasm.